GAUUGAGGAGGCACUUGAGAAGUACAAGAUGGAUGAGAUAUGUGCGGGAUUUAAUGGGGGUAAAGAUUGCACGGCCCUUAUACACCUCUUCCAUGCUGUUGUUAAAAGGAAAUACCCGGAUUACAAAGGCCAGUUACAGGUCUUGUACAUACAGCACCCUCACGGUACAUUCAAGGAAGUGGAUGAGUUUGUAGACGAGUCGGUAAAAAGGUACAACCUGAAGACCAUUUUGAUACAGGGGCGGAUAAAAGAUGCAUUAUGGGAAUUGAAGAAGAGUAACCCGUCAAUCAAAGCUGUCUUAAUGGGAACGAGACAGACUGACCCACAUUCCGCGAGCCUGAGUAACUUCUCCCCGACCGAUGAGGGUUGGCCGGAGCUAAUGCGGGUCAACCCUAUGCUGUUCUGGAGCUAUCAUGAUGUCUGGGUCUUCCUACGACGCCUAUUUGUGCCUUACUGCAGGCUCUACGACAAAGGGUGAGGAAAGGAGGUCGUU
Molecule: messenger RNA, 493 nt
Organism: Strongylocentrotus purpuratus (purple sea urchin)
Lineage: Eukaryota; Metazoa; Echinodermata; Echinoidea; Camarodonta; Strongylocentrotidae
Product: FAD synthase-like
Exons: 4
Coding region: 29-478 (149 amino acids)
Biological process (GO): FAD biosynthetic process
Molecular function (GO): FMN adenylyltransferase activity
Source: RefSeq, a predicted model, not a curated record